AUGGCGGGAAGGAAGGACACGCUGCGUGGGCUUUCGAGCUUCAAGUCGAGAGGACAUCAAUUGGUAGCAUUGGUGCCACCUGAAAAUGCUCCUUCGGGUAUAGAUAGUGGUUCUGAACCUGAAAAUGAAGAGGAAAUUGCAGUGCAUAGAACUGAGGAGUUGUCGUCCUCACCAUGCCCUUCCAUCGACUCAUACAUACAAAACAUGAAUAUAUUAGACAGCUCCGAAAAUGAUGCACACGACAAUGUUUCAAUUGACAGUGACGAGACGUUGAUAGUGAUACUUUCAUGGAGACAGUAA
Messenger RNA from Pieris macdunnoughi, 300 nucleotides. NCBI's taxonomy places the organism in Eukaryota, Metazoa, Arthropoda, Insecta, Lepidoptera, Pieridae. The record is from the annotation of a GenBank genome assembly.